CAACGUACUACUCCAUUCAGCACAAAAAGAAAUCGCAAAGUCUCAAAGUCUGGUAUUUAUUUGUACACAAGUUGUAAACGGAUAUUACCGACUUGCAAUAUUAUAGCUAGCAAGCAAGCGACGGUGAUGUAGGACGCAAGAAAGGAGGUGGAGGAGGUCUCUCUGUCGUCUGCAUCUUCUUUUCCGGAUCUCAGAAAACGUAUGUCAAACCCUGUAUUCCCAUCUCCUUUUUAAGAUAGACAAGGUAUGGCAGAAGCAGGAGCACAGACUGCAUGCCAUUGUAGAGCAAACUGUUGUUUUGUCCAAGAAGACGCGAGGAGCGCUCCAAGAUUUUCUUCCUACCCGUCGUCAUCUUCCUCGAAAGCAGAAUCUGAUAUUGCACCUGAGAACAUCAAACCAGAUUGCAUGCCUUGUAACCCAAGUCCUGAACUAGCACCCAACACCAAGUGGUGGUUGAACCUGGAACCCAACUGUGGGCCUCAGGAGGAGUUUACUUACGAACAGCUAAAAGUUCUGGAAGCUGAACUUGAAGUUUUGAAUUCCGGAUUUGUUCAUAGAACUCCCAUUAUAAGCGACUAUUAUCAGUGCAACGGGGUUUUGAGUACUCAAAAUGACAUAAAGAAUAGUGCUAAUUCUUUUGUGGAGCAGCCGCUCGAGGUUUGUGUCACUCAUACAAGAAGUGACCAGAAUAAGGGAAUGCAUGAGCGCAAGGCUGGAAUUGGGAAUGAUCCACAAGUUCCUAAGAAAAAGGACCCGGGCGAGUUUAGGUACUCAGAUGAUCAUCUCAUGAAAUUGGAUUCUUCGAACUGCUUGAGCUCUGGGGAACCCAAGAAAAUGUCUUCCAGUUUGGAAUCCCAGUGGGUGGGAACCCAGAAAAAUGAACCAUGGUGGCGCUCUGCAGGUCAAGAUGAGUUGUCUUCCUUGGUUGCUCAGAAGUCACUUGAACAUAUCGAGAAUUGUGAUCUCCCGCGGCCACAGAUUAAGCAUCGUAGGAAGGGCCCCUCAGCUUUCGAUCCUAAUUCAGCUAUGGAUCAGAUGGCUGAAAUGGGUUUCUCCAAUAUGGACACUUAUACAUGGGCGAGCUUUACUUCAACUUACUCAACACAUGAGUCAGGCAGUCCUAGAAGCAGGGAUGAGGUUGAAACCCAAAACGAUGUAGAAGACGAACGAACAAAAGCCGAGCUAUUGGAAGCUUUGUGUCACUCUCAAACGCGAGCGAGGAACGCAGAGAAAGCCGCAAAGCAAGCCUAUACAGAGAAGGAGCACAUAAUCACUCUGUUUUUCAAGCAGGCCUCACAACUCCUUGCUUACAAGCAGUGGUUGCAAUUGCUGCAGCUCGAGAACUUCUGCCUGCAGCUCGACAACAAAGACCCACCAUGGUCCCCUUACAGAGGCAGGCACAUGAAGAAGGGCCAGCGCAGGGCCGGAAAACGGGGCAGCAGACGAAGCUACGAAAUUAACACGGGCGUUGUUGCAUUCGCGGUGGGAUUGGGUCUUGCCGGGGCGGGUUUGCUCCUCGGAUGGACAAUGGGGUGGUUGUUUCCAACCGUUUAAACUAUUCUUCGUGCUUUGCUUGCCUCUUAUUUCGUGGAUUGGAUUUCACUUGACUGUCUACGUCUCCAUUGCAUGCGCGCGGAGGAGAAGUUUUUGUAUAAAUGUAUCGCCAUGCUAUUAAGUAUAGAAAAGGAAUAUGAUGAUACUAUUGUAGAUUGAUCUAUAUUAAUCUAUAUUAAAUUAAUCCGCAUUACAAU
Messenger RNA from Malus domestica (apple), 1751 nucleotides. RefSeq lists its product as uncharacterized. NCBI's taxonomy places the organism in Eukaryota, Viridiplantae, Streptophyta, Magnoliopsida, Rosales, Rosaceae. The record is from RefSeq and is a predicted model, not a curated record.